Molecule: messenger RNA, 946 nt
Organism: Macroventuria anomochaeta
Lineage: Eukaryota; Fungi; Ascomycota; Dothideomycetes; Pleosporales; Didymellaceae
Product: GMC oxidoreductase
Exons: 2
Coding region: 1-684 (227 amino acids)
Biological process (GO): secondary metabolite biosynthetic process
Molecular function (GO): oxidoreductase activity, acting on CH-OH group of donors; flavin adenine dinucleotide binding
Source: RefSeq, a predicted model, not a curated record
AUGGUGCCAUUGCAGAGUACAAAGCGAACAACACAGGCCCAUACGCACCAUACAUCGUAUGCAGCCCAAUCACUUACUGACUACCUCCCGGUGGACACGCCCGACGAACUCGUCGCCGGCUACGCGGCACAGAAAUCGAUCCUGCACGAACCCUUCCUUUCCAACAACUCCGCCAUCCUCGAGCAUCUCUUCCAAGGCUCACCCAGAGGCACAGCAAUCCUCCUCAAGCCCUUCUCACGCGGCACCAUCCGACUAAAUGCCACCAAUCCUCUUGGUCCGCCAAUCGUCGACUACCGUCUCCUCAGCAACCCUAUCGAUCUACAGCUCCACGUCCGCAUGCAACAGUAUCUCCGCCACCACUUCGUGACCUCCCCCACCCUCGCACCACCCGGCCCUGUAGAACUCGAUCCCGGUUCUUCCCUACCGUCCGACAAGGACGUUGAGAACUGGCUCAUCAAGCAGAAUAAGCUGUCGGCGAGUAACGCGCACCAAGUUGGCACCGCGGCGAUGAUGCCAAGGGAGCUGGGUGGAGUGGUGGAUGGGGAGUUGAGGGUGUAUGGGACGAAGGGUCUGAGGGUCGUGGAUUGUAGUAUCAUUCCGUUGAUUCUGGGGGCGCAUACUAUGGCGACUGCGUAUGCGAUUGGAGAGAAGGCUGCGGAUCUGAUCAAAGCUGCGUCUGACUAGAACCCGAGUAUAUGGGCAAUGGUUAUUAUGAAUUCGUGUGUUAGAGCAUGGCCAUGGCACUGGGAAAGGGCUGUAUCAUCAGCCUGAAGCUCUCCUUCUUCAACAGUCUUGAGCAAUUGUUGUUGGAAGAUACGUCGAGUCGACAGCGGAGAUACCAUUUUGUCUAGUCAUGUGCGAACUUGCUGAUACGAUUAUCAUUCCGUAGCUUGAUUUUUCGUCUUCUACAUCUGAUCAGAGGAGCUGCAAACGCACCUGAAAGGAG